Messenger RNA from Pseudozyma flocculosa PF-1, 771 nucleotides. RefSeq lists its product as uncharacterized. NCBI's taxonomy places the organism in Eukaryota, Fungi, Basidiomycota, Ustilaginomycetes, Ustilaginales, Ustilaginaceae. Bases 1 to 771 code for a protein of 256 amino acids. The transcript has 2 exons. The record is from RefSeq and is a predicted model, not a curated record.
AUGGCUCAGAAGCGGCCCCGGAUUCGUUGGUUCGGAGUCAGCUUGUCGCGCCGACAGACGGAGGCGUCCCGUCUCGCGUUGUCGUACGCACGGCAGUCGGGAGCACGCACCGCAGUCGCAAUCCGUGGCGCGGAUCUGAGUCCUGAGCUGAGAAGCGGCCGGUUCCGCCUUCGAGACGGUGGCUGCGCUUGGCUUGAUGGCUGGACGCACCAUGCUACCCCAACGCCCUGUCACUCAGCUCUACCAUCUCGACCGCAAGCACGGCCGGACCGCUGCAGCCGUCGUCCACCCAAGUGCCACCACCCCGGUCUCUGCCGCCGCCGCCGCCGCCUGCGCCUACGCCGCAUCUGCCAAGGACACAAAGGACACAGGUCCCGAAACAGGUCCAGGACUUUGCUCGGCCUGGCUGGCCCCGGUCCCGGCUGUCAAGAACGGCGGAUCUCGCAACAGAAGCAAGUAGGCGUUCACUUGGCCGCCGUCGUCAGCGUCUGCCUAAUGGUCAUCGACCACACCGUGCCACCUCUUCCCGUCGGCAAGCACCGCCCUCGCUGCUCGAUGGGCCGCACUUGCCCACCUCAACGUCGCACAUCUUCAUCCCCUGCAGCCGACGCGGGACCAGACUCCUUCGUGCGUCGGGCAGGCGGUGAGACGAGCUGCUACAUUCCGUCCAGACCGAUCGUGUUAAGAGGCGACGAUGUCCAUUCGCGCCCCUGGCCGCAAGCCUCGCAGUGGUACCGGGACCGGUCCACCUAUCCUCCGGACAUCGACUAG